Pyrus x bretschneideri (Chinese white pear) is the source of this 1462-nucleotide messenger RNA. Its product is annotated as receptor-like protein kinase ANXUR2. Gene Ontology annotation, cellular component: plasmodesma; plasma membrane. Gene Ontology annotation, molecular function: ATP binding; transmembrane receptor protein tyrosine kinase activity. Bases 90 to 1115 code for a protein of 341 amino acids. Gene Ontology annotation, biological process: protein autophosphorylation. The record is from RefSeq and is a predicted model, not a curated record. Lineage: Eukaryota; Viridiplantae; Streptophyta; Magnoliopsida; Rosales; Rosaceae. The transcript has a single exon.
AUAUUUCAAGUAGAUGCAAAUGACCUGGUCUAAACGUAUGAACUUGUUCUCUUUGAGUUUUCUUAGUAGACAUCAACUUUUGAUGCCUGAUGGGGUUUCUUGCACGGUUUAUCUCGCGUUUCUUUUCUCGUCGGAGCAAUGACGGUGAUCAAAACAAGACCAGAUGCAACCGCACAGCACAAAGCCAGAACCGGGCCUUUGCGGAAGGCUUCUGCCGUCGGUUUUCACUCAGCGAGAUGAGAGCAGCAACUCGAUGUUUCAGCAACAGCUUACGUAUUGCUUCAGAUGGCUACGGCUCGGUGUACAAAGGUACUAUCGACAGCGACAACGUGGUUGCAAUCAAACGCUUUGUGGGAGAUUCAAAAGAGCAGUUCAGGACGGAGGUGCAGCUACUUUGCCAGCUGCGCCACCCAAACAUUAUCUCCAUCAUCGGAUUCUGCGAAGAAAAAGAAGAGUGCCUCAUCGUUUACAACUACAUGUCCAAUGGUGCCCUCUCUAAGUACCUGGAUAAUCCCCUCGAUAGGGAUCCAGUACUACAACUGUCGUGGAAACAAAGGUUGAAUAUCUGCAUCGGGGUGGCGAGUGCAUUACAACACCUCCACACCGGGGUUAAGCAUUCUAUUGUCCAUCGAUUUGUGAAUAGUUCCAAUAUUCUAUUGGAUGAACAGUUCGUGCCAAAGCUUUCCGACUUUGGGAGGUGCAUGACGGGCCCUCGUACUCUGUCGAAUGGAUUAAUUAGAUGGGACUCCGUGACGGUAGAUGGUACAUACGGUUGUAUUGCUCCAGAGGCUUUAUCUGGCCAACUCACGGAAAAAUCUGAUGUCUACUCAUUUGGAUUGGUGUUAUUGGAAGCCUUGUGUGGAAAAUCUCGGCCGGUAGAUAUUUUGAAUUCACUGAAAACGGGUGAAACUUCUCUUGAUAUGAUCGAUCCAUUUCUGACGAGACAAAUAGCUCCGGACUGUUUGAAGAAAUUUGUGGACAUCAUCCAGAGAUGUGUUCGCCCUAGCGGAGCUGAACGGCACACAAUGGGGGAAGUGGAGGUGGAACUAGAGAACGCACUACAGCUGCAGGAAAGUGCAGACGCCGUCAAACAGCCCUUCUCUAUCAAUUCCUGAAAUCAGUGAUGAUUUCUCCUCUUUGGAUAUGCGUCCACGGACUCCACGCCAUCCAGUAGUUAGCUCCACUGGGUCUGCUGACCUUGAUUCAAAUAGUUAUGAUCUUCCAGUACUUUCUGAUAGCUUUGAAUUCGAAUAUUCUAGCUGGUAAACAAUAAUUUAGAGAAAUGUGAUGCUGUUAAGUAUAGUUUGUCUUGUAUUUUUUUUGUAUUAGCUAGCACUUGUAUUGUCACGAAUCCAAUAUCAGCAUUACUUGAUUUGAUUAAUAAUUUCAAGCUACCAGUCGUUGGGUAAUUGUAUGUUGAGUUUGAGCUUUAAUAUGAAAUUUUCAAGCUCAUCCAAUUCAA